Messenger RNA from Loxodonta africana (African savanna elephant), 10162 nucleotides. RefSeq names its product tripartite motif containing 41 (gene TRIM41). Gene Ontology annotation, cellular component: nuclear body. The transcript is spliced from 6 exons. Gene Ontology annotation, molecular function: zinc ion binding; protein binding; ubiquitin protein ligase activity. The record is from RefSeq and is a predicted model, not a curated record. Lineage: Eukaryota; Metazoa; Chordata; Mammalia; Proboscidea; Elephantidae. The coding region runs from base 666 to 2558 and encodes 630 amino acids. Gene Ontology annotation, biological process: protein ubiquitination.
UGUCAUUUGUACUCGGCCGGUAGGGGGGCGCCCGGCCGAUUCGGUCAUGGCACCGAGAGCGGACAGCCGCCAAGUACUCCCACCGUUCUCCCAAGUUUCUCUCCAGUGACUGCGGAGGGGAAGGGCGGGGCUUUUGCUCUGCGUUCCGCACCCCGCCGCAUCACAGAGAUGUAGGGCUCCUAUGUCUUAUCCCUCCCGCCCUGUUCCCGAGUGCCCGCUAGAGCGUCUCCUCGCCGUUUCCUGUCGCCCAGGGACCGGGGAAGGGGGGGGAAACUCACGAGCCUGUCUGGCGCGUAGACGCCGGAAGUGUUGGGUGAGAAAUCGGAAGUGAGGGGGCGGGGCCAGGAAGUGAGGAGGGGCGGGGGUUUAUGAGGAGGCCAGGGAAGCGUUGGGGUGGAUUUGCACUCAGGGCCACCUGAGGGAGUUGGCGAUAGCGUUCAGCUUUUUCCCUUGCCCACGCAGAGACACGGUUGUCGUCUGGGAGUAGGGAGCUCUGUGUGGAGGGGUGGGUUGUCAGAAGAACAUUUCUCAGGCGGCACUUGAAGCGAGCUGUGGAGAGGCAGGGCUGGGGGUGGGGCCGGGUCGCCAGGGCGUCUGAGAGGGAAGACCCCCCGCCCCCCUCCCCGCCCCCACCGUACAUCUAAACUGGCUGACUGGACGCUAAGAUGGCUGCCGUUGCCAUGACACCCAACCCUGUGCAGACCCUUCAGGAGGAGGCGGUGUGCGCCAUCUGCCUCGAUUACUUCACGGACCCCGUGUCCAUCGGCUGCGGGCACAACUUCUGCCGAGUGUGUGUAACCCAGUUGUGGGGCGGGGAGGAUGAAGAGGACAGGGACGAGUUAGACCGGGAGGAGGAGGAGGAGGAGGACGGAGACGAGGAAGAAGUGGAGGCUGUGGGAGCCGGCGGGGGGUGGGACACCCCCAUGCGGGACGAAGACUAUGAGGGCGAUAUGGAGGAGGAGGUCGAGGAGGAAGAAGAGGGAGUGUUCUGGACCAAUGGCAUGGGCGGGUCUAACUGGGACAACAUGGACUACGUGUGGGAGGAGGAGGACGAGGAGGAAGACCUGGACUACUACUUGGGGAACAUGGAGGAGGACCUGAGGGGGGAGGAUGAGGAGGACGAGGAGGAGGUACUGGAGGAGGAUGAGGAAGAGGAGCUAGAUCCCGUCACCCCACUGCCUCCGCCUCCUGCCCCUCGGAGGUGCUUCACUUGCCCCCAGUGCCGAAAGAGCUUUCCCCGGCGGAGCUUCCGUCCGAACUUGCAGCUAGCCAACAUGGUCCAAGUGAUUCGGCAGAUGCACCCAGCCCCUGGUCGAGCGAGUCGUGGGAACGAGCAGGGCAUCUGCCCCAAACACCAAGAAGCCCUGAAACUCUUCUGUGAAGUGGACGAAGAGGCCAUCUGUGUAGUGUGCCGAGAAUCCAGGAGCCACAAACAGCACAGCGUGGUGCCAUUGGAGGAGGUGGUGCAGGAGUACAAGGCCAAACUGCAGGGCCACUUGGAACCACUGAAGAAGCACUUGGAGGCUGUGCAGAAGAUGAAGGCCAAGGAGGAGAGGCGGGUGACCGAGCUAAAGAGCCAGAUGAAGUCAGAGCUGGCAGCAGUGGCCUCAGAGUUUGGGCGGCUGACACGGUUUCUGGCCGAAGAGCAGGCAGGGCUGGAGCGGCGCCUCCGAGAGAUGCAUGAAGCCCAGCUGGGGCGUGCAGGAGCAGCAGCCAUCCGCCUCUCAGACCAGGCUGCCCAGCUGAGCCGCCUGCUGGCGGAGGCCCAGGAGCGGAGCCAGCAGGGGGGCCUGCGGCUGCUCCAGGACAUCAAGGAGACUUUCAAUAGGUGUGAAGAAGUACAGCUGCAGCCCCCAGAGGCCUGGUCCCCUGACCCGUGCCAACCCCAUAGCCAUGACUUCCUGACAGAUGCCAUCGUGAGGAAAAUGAGCCGGAUGUUCUGUCAGGCUGCCCGAGUGGACCUGACGCUGGACCCUGACACGGCUCACCCAGCCCUGAUGCUGUCCCCUGAUCGCCGUGGGGUCCGCCUGGCAGAGCGGCGGCAAGAGGUUGCUGACCACCCCAAGCGCUUCUCGGCUGACUGCUGUGUACUGGGGGCUCAGGGCUUCCGCUCUGGCCGGCACUACUGGGAGGUAGAGGUGGGCGGGCGGCGGGGCUGGGCAGUGGGUGCUGCCCGUGAAUCAACCCAUCACAAGGAAAAGGUGGGCUCUGGGGGGCCCUCCGUGGGCAGUGGGGAUGCCAGCUCCUCGCGCCAUCACCAUCGCCGCCGCCGCCUCCACCUGCCCCAGCAGCCUCUGCUCCAGCGGGAAGUGUGGUGCGUGGGCACCAAUGGUAAACGCUACCAAGCGCAGAGCUCAACGGAGCAGACACUGCUGAGCCCAAGUGAGAAACCACGGCGCUUUGGUGUGUACCUGGACUACGAGGCUGGGCGCCUGGGCUUCUACAACGCGGAGACUCUGGCCCACAUCCACACUUUCUCGGCUGCCUUCCUGGGCGAGCGUGUCUUCCCUUUCUUCCGGGUGCUCUCCAAGGGUACCCGCAUCAAGCUCUGCCCUUGAUUGGCCUGCCACCCGCAGGGGCCCCCCUGGUCAGCACUGGGGGGGCGGGUGGUGGUGGAGGGUGGCCCACAAGUUUGGGGGCUCAAAGGCUCCUUUCCAAUGUUUGUUAUUGCGUUGCCUCCCGCUCCCCCUUGAUCCCAGGCCCCUGCUUCUCCCUCUAGGAGCCUAAAGAACCUUCCUGGCCUCCAGCUCCGCCUUCUCUCACCUACUAUGUCUGUCCCAACAGGUCUGCAUGGGUCCCUGAAAAUGAGAACAGCUGCCUGGCCUUCCCUCCCUUGUCUGCCCAGCCCAGCCCAGCCCCUGGGGUCAGAGUCUAAGCUGGGAGUAGGGGAAGAGGAAAGAUUUCAUUCCUUAACUUCUUUUCCCCACCUCUGUCAUUUCUGAAGCUGGAGGGUUUGGGCAAGACUCAUGACAUCCCCAUCUUCCAUUUUCUGAUACCAACUUUUAGCUAAGGGAUUUGGAAGCUGUUUUGGGGAGGCAGGCUGGAGAAAAGGGUAGAGCUGGGUAAUAAAUGUGUACUCUCCUGGGAAUUGGGAGGGAUUCUAAACUUUCCUUCCUUCCCCUAUUUCUACCUCCAUAGACCGGCCAGACUUUAGCUUCAAUGAGAGAUCUGGAGUGGUCAACAUGAUUGAACCUACAUACCAUUACACCAUCCAAUAAAUUAUUUGCUCCCUCUUUUUUCCAGCACUCACUCUAGGAGCAAAGCUCACCCCACUCCCACCCCUCCAGGUCUUUCACUGCCAGGCUCCUUUCCCCUUUGUUCAAUGGAAUUACUUACACAACUUAUUUCUCAGUUCCCAGCAUCUCUCCAUGCCUUCAGUUCCAUUUGGCAACCUGAUGGGGUGCCUGGGAACAGGGGUUUGGAUCCCCAUGAGAAGAACCUUGGGUAUAAUCUAUUUUUCUAGUAACCCCUUACCUUUUGUCACUUACCAGCUUUUGCCCUCUGCUUUAAUGCCGAGGUCGAUUCAUGUUCUAGGGGAAAGGGAGAUGUGGGUUGUGUUGUGGAAAUGAAUAAAAGUUUAUUUGCUUCUUCUAUGGAGUUUAUUCCUUUAGAUGGGCAGGAACUGAGAUGUAACUUAGAAGUAAUUUGAUUCCUUUUUUCUACACAGUUAACUCAUACUUCUAGUGAAUAAAAAAAAAGAUGACAGAAAACGUAGGGCACUUCUACCUGGUUGAAUUUCACCUUUUGCCUUGGGGAUAGAGCUGCCACAUUUCUUACCCGGCAGAACCCCAUCUGCACAGGGAUGUAACUCCUGCCCUACUUAGUUUCUCUUGCUGGCUCUCAAGCCCAGAGCCUAGAAACAUUUUUCAGAGCCCGAUUGUGAACUAUUUGAGUCCCAUGAAGUUAAAGUUACACCUUCAGUAGACUGCAUUUAUCUUUAAGUCAUUGCUUAAGAAAAUUGUACAGAGCAAAUGGCAAUGGCUUUAGGCUGUAAGCUGGGUUUGAACUAUUCCAUGCCUGUUACAACUACUAAAUUCCAGCAUUCCCUAUAAUAAUGGUGUAGUCUGAAGACCAGCAGCAUGGCUGGAAUCUCAGGUCCCACCAGACCUUCCUCAAUGAGAAUUUGCACGAGGUCUAAUUCUUAUAUGUAAUAAAGCAGAAGCAGCAGGGCUAAACCAGUAAAGCCAGUUUUAUGAUUAUAUAUAGGAGUAGCUUAAGACCACACCAGCCAAUCUCUCAUCUCUAAUUAAAGAGGAACGAAGGUGGCAACUCUUCCGAUGAGUUUACUUGAAGAUUUAAAAAAAUCAUUUUAACACCAUGACCCAAGUAACAGAGAUUAACUUCAAGUUUCAAAAUGUUUCCUAGCUUAUAUUCAUAAACUUUUGAAAGAGUGAUAUUUUUCAGUUCUUUUGUGUUAGGUGACUUAAGCCUGCCGUUCUUAAAUGGACUGUAGCCCCCUUCCCUCAGGAACAUUCUCUGUAGGUUUUAGGCCCUAAGAAUCUGUACCAAAAUAUGGGCCACUACGAUGGUACAAGUUCAAGAAACCUUAUCCCUACAUAACUUUGCAGGAACACCAUAUUGCAUUCCAGCAACACUACAGGAAGCCUACAUAAACUGUUGUAUCAAAGCCUUGUUUACCUGUUUCAUCAUCUGCUUUCAGUUUGUGAACACGUUAACUGAAGAGAUUUUUAAAAAAAUCCAUAUGCAGUAGUGACAGAAGUGGCUGUUGUGCUUAUCAGAGAAAGACACUUUCAAAAAGUCAGAAAGCCAGUUUAUUUCUAAAGCUCUGCCAUAUAAAUUUCUACCGAGUGCCGAUGGUCACCUGCCACACUCGCACCAGGUUAUCUGUGUAGCCAGCAAAGAGAGUCUGCAAGAAAAGAGAAAUUUUAUCUGAUUAAGGCAGGUAGGAGCCAUGGAACUCUACAGUUCACUAGUCAGCAAAGAUGACUCUUCUUUUUAAGAUCCCUGUUGUUCUAAACCAGACUGCAGGUGGUGACUAUACAUUCCUACAAUAAAACUGGUUCUAAGGGCUUUUUUUUAUUUAAAGGACUUAUACAUUUGUUAACUGGUCAAGUUAAUCAAGGUAUUUACUGAAAGGCAGCUAACCAAUAUCCUCCAGAUCAAUCUUUCCUCAUGCAGGAACAUGUACCGUGUGUUCACUGGUAGGCCUAGUUAAGUUUUGCUAAAUAAGCACAGCAAACCUUUCAUCAUACUAUAUGUUAAAGGUGGUGGUCUUGUGACUGAUAGACUAAAUCACACCAGACUAAUCACACCAAGAGCAGAAAAGGUGGAAGGUGAGUCAACCUGAGAAGACGGACCCACUUACCUGGCCAUCAGCAGACCAGGCCAGAGAAGUGCACUGGGGUGGCUCGGCCUUGCUACUGGUGCUGAUAACUUCCUGCUUCAGUUCAUCUACGAUGAUCUUGCCCUCCAAGUCCUGGGAAAAAGGGCAAGCACAAUACUUAAUGCCACUGACGCUUCUCUCAUGCGGCCCGACUAAUGCUCUCCAAGACAUUCCAAAAUCAACAGGCGAAGACUAUGCCUCUCUAACCCCUGCUGGGGACAUUAGGUAAUUUAUAGACACGUUUGGUUAUAAUUAAUGGAGGAAGUGGGUUUCCUACUGUCCAACUAGUGGGUGGGGUCCAAGGGUGUAAAAUACUAAAUACCCUACAAGGUACAGAGCAGUCCUCUUAUAAGACUUUUCCAGCUCCAAAUGUCAUUUGCUCUGCAGUUGAGUAAGCGCUAUAAUUGGGUAUUCCUCUAGCUAAUCCCAGGAAGUUUUAACCCACCCUUCCUCGGUCUCUUGAUGACUUGAUGGCUGGCAGUUCAGAAAGCUUUAAUCUCAGCAGGGAGUCUGAUGGUAUAUUGGGAAAUCACAACACUGACUAGGGAUCCCAGCAUGCAGCCAGAUAUUUAGCCUGACCCUCAACCCAUACUCACCCAUAUCUUGAUGCUGGGGCCUGUGGCAGCACAGAGCCAGUAACGGUUGGGGCUGAAGCACAGAGCAUUAAUGAUGUCCCCACCAUCUAGGGUAUAGAGGUGCUUGCCUUCGUUGAGGUCCCACAGCAUGGCCUGGCCAUCCUGGACAGACAGGGAAGUGAGUUAGGGCAACGAGACCUCUUCCACAUGUUAAUCCCACCCGUCCCAAGGUUGUAUCCUAAUCAAGUUUUAACCUUUCCCCCAAUUUCUUGUAAGCUCAUGACGCAAAUACUAAUAUUUAUCUCAGUAUACUUUUCAAUUAAUACAGGACACCCCCCAAAUGUAUGAAGAAAUCCUGACAACUUACAAUUCACUAUAAUCAACUCUGAAAUUACAAAAGCCUAACCUCAUCAACUGCUUCAACAAAUCGGCUUUACAGAAAACAAUCCUUUCAACAGAAUACCUUAUCUGUAUUAUUUUUAAAAAAUGAUCUUCAGAAACUCUAUUUCUGUAUUUAUCUUACUAUCUCAUCAAGUAUUCUUUCUACUAUACUGUGGAAACUCCUGGCCCCUGAAUACCUUGCCUCCUGAAGCACAGAGGGAUCCAUCUGGAGAGACAGUCACAGUGUUCAGGUAGCCUGUGUGGCCAAUGUGGUUGGUUUUCAGCUUGCAGUUAGCCAGGUUCCAAACCUAAGUUGAUAGAGAGGUAGGGUCCACACAGGUGAGGAACUUGGCUCCAGAUGAGCCAAGGUGUAGGAUUCAGGGCCCCAACAAAAAAGGCAUGACACCUGUUUAAAAGUACUCCUGGGUAGGGCAGCCAUUUAUCACACACACACAAAAAAAAAAAAAAAAUUAAAGAAUUUGCCUUGGCCAUUUAAGGACAGUUGGGAUUAAAAUGGGUACCAAAUACUCUGGGUGCAGUCCUACAAGGGACUUGGGGCUCAUUUGCUACUUGAGAACACUGCAGACCAAAUAACAAAAACGAACAGCUGAUACUGAGAAAAAUAACAGCAAGAGGAAAAAAGUCAAGUCAGAGUGUGGGGUAAAAAAUUUAACUUUACCCAAAGAAUCUAGUCUUUGUGCUUGGUUCCUGCGAUAACCUCUAAAACAGAGUAUCCCUAGUAACUGAGUGUUUUUAUUAAGAGAACCCUAGAUCUGACAUCAUGAUAAUGAGGUGAUUCAAGUAGAGGGUGGCCAGGCCAGAAAGACCCAAGGGGAACCUCAGGGAAGGGAAGCAAAAUUCAAUCAUGCCUAUGUAACGAGGUCCCCAAAAGACUCUAGUCAGGGAAGCUCCAAGGGCUUCCUGGUUGGCAAAAGACAGUGAUGGACACGGGUGGGUAGUGUCCCUUUUGGGGCCGGAAGCUCCAUGUUGGCAACGCUAUCCAGUAUCCAGAUGCUGCCCUAAUGAAGCUGUAACCCAGUAAGUGUAACACUUUCUGUGAGUCAUUAUAGUGAAUUAUCAAACCCAAGGUAGUGGGAAGAUCCCAGAUUUGUAGCUAUCAGGUCAGAAGUGAGGGUGUCACAGGGGACUCCCAAGCUUGUGACCAGCACGAAGUCUCGGGAAGACCUGGCAUCUAGAGAACACUAACAUUUAGCUUGUGAGAUCUGACCUAACUCCAGGUGGUUGGUUAGGAUGAAAGGCAUGCUGGACAGAAAUGUCUCAGGAGAGAAUCUGCAAAGGUUUCCGAGUUGGAGCCUAUGACCAUCUAGAUGCAAUGGGAGCAGUUUCUGGCUGGUAAAGGCCUUGUGGCCCUGGUUCCAAGCUCACCUUGACCAACUUAUCCCAGCCACAGGAAACGAUGAUGGGGUUGCUGCUGUUGGGGGAGAAGCGGACGCAAGACACCCACUCCGAGUGGCUCUCAUCCUACAGGAGACAGAGAAAUAAGGGGAAACAUUCUGGCCCAUGAAACUCUAGACCACUAUUCCUCCUCUCAGCUAUGUGAGACGGAUGCUAGCAGUCUUAUAUUCUCGUCCCGAAACUUUUAGAUGCCAGACAAUACUUGAAACCACCACACGUGAUUAACGUUUAAGAGGAAGAGCGGGAAUGAACCUCAAAGAUGCACUCUUUCCCCCAUGCCUUCACUUUACCUGUACAGUGUACUUGCAGACACCCAGAGUAUUCCACAGCUUGAUGGUUUUAUCUCGGGAGCCAGAGACAAUUUGCCGGUUGUCAGAAGAGAAGGCCACACUCAGCACAUCCUUAGUAUGGCCCACAAAUCGUCGUGUGGUGGUGCCCCUAAGAAGGAGGACCUGGUCACUCUCUACAGACACCUUGCAAACUUUCUCCUACCACAGUCACAUCAUUUUCCGGGCCUUGUCCCUGUCCCCAGGGGAUUUUCUUUACUCAGAUAACCCAAGCUAUGGCUCUGACUACAGCAAGCUUUUGUCUGAGUAUAUGCCAGAGAAUCCCUCAGAAUUGCAGGACAUGUCCUCACUCCCACAUGGGGAUCAGCUGACAAUGUCAUCUGUCAUCACCAGGAUGCUCCAUUAUAAUUGUCACCAGCUGACCAACACCCAGGACAGAGCUACCAAGGCCAAACAUUUUCAAACCACUGUGUGUACUCCUAACUGCUUCACUCAAUUCAAAUUGCCCACAUGGCACUGUUGUUAUAAUGCUUGGCUGCUAACCAAAGGUUGGUGGUUUGAACCCACCAGCCACUCCACAGGAGAAAGAUGUGGCUGUCUGCUUCUGUAAAGAUUUAUAGCCUUGGAAACCCUAUGGGGCAGUUCUACUGUCUUCUAGGGUCUCUCUGAGUCUGAAUCAACCAAGGAGGGAGGACUCAGCCAUUUUCCUCAUUUCUGCCCAGCUUUCCCCCCAAGGCCCCAAAGCUAAGCGAGCAGGUACUUGCGUUGUGAGAUCCCAGAGGCGCAGUGUCCCAUCCCAGGAGCCAGAGAGGGCAAACUGGCCAUCAGAGGAGAUAACCACGUCACUAACAAAGUGAGAGUGGCCACGCAGAGCACGCUGGGGGAUGCCAUAGUUGGUCUCAUCCCUAGUCAGCUUCCACAUGAUGAUAGUCUUAUCUACGGAGAGAUAAAACAAAAAGUAAACCCAUUGAGAAACUCUGCCCUCCUCUAUACUAGCCAUCCUGCCAGUCUGAACUCUGCAGCUACCUUGCUGAUUACUGGAUAAUCCAAAAUGUCUCGAGGUCAUGGGUUUACAAGAUGACAAAUUACAGAGAAGCUUGACAAGAAGGUAAACUAUACGCUAGUAAGAAGUUACUUGCUGGAAUAGAGAGAUAAAACUAAAAAGUCUUUCAUACAAAUGUAAAUCAGGGGUUCAGAAUUUUGCUAGGGGCUGAGACUGAGAUCAAUUCAAUAACCCUUUCGUGUCCUAUCUGAGGUCUAAUGCAGAAACAGAGCAGCCUGGGUGUAGAGGACUCGUCGUGGGCACCGGGACUAUUUUUGAGGAUUGCCAGAAGUGAAUCAGUGUUGGAAAGUUGUUCUGCACGCUACAGGGUUGGAUGAUUUCACUAAAACGUGUCCUACACUAUAAACUUUACAAUUAAGGGCCAGCCCUAAUCCUAGCUUCAAAAAACUCCCAGUGUGGGAGCAUUUGGAAAGCACAGGAAGCCUCCAAACGCACUCAGGCCGACCGAGAAUGUGAGGAAGAGAAGCCAGGGCAUAGAGUAGGUGCCGGUCAAAUCCAGGUUUGUGCCAUGGAGCUCCCCUGGAGACCACCAAUUCCCAAAAGAGCCGAGGGCCGGGCGACAGCUCAGAAACAGCCUCUGGGUCUCAGCACCUAUGCUCAGAUGGCAUGUUGUAAUCAUCACCGCUCCGCCAGGCCUGUAGGCUCGUGGGCACAACUAGCUACACCGUGCAGAAGCGUGAAGGCUAUAAAGAAACCUCCCACCCUCCUGGCGGCCACAGGCUGUUCCUCGGUACUUCAUUAGCAAUGAUGGGAAUGCCUUACCGGGCUCAGCCGGGUCACAUGUCCCCCCUCAAACCCCGGCGGAGUCUUUCGGACCCGCGACUCGCGCACCACAGCCCAGCCUCGUAAGGCGCGCAACCCUCCUCCUGCACCUUAGUACGUACCUCGCGAGGCAGACAGUAUCAUGUCCGGGAACUGUGGAGUGGUAGCGAUCUGGGUAACCCAUCCGUUGUGGCCCUUGAGGGUGCCACGAAGGGUCAUUUGCUCAGUCAUGACGGCGGCGGGUGCGAGGGUCGCCGCAGCGACGAGGAUGGCACCAGAUAGCUCAGAGAGACCAGCAGCACCGGCGCUCUGGCCGCGGCCCUGCGUAGAAAAA